This is a messenger RNA of Bombina bombina (fire-bellied toad), 4773 nucleotides long. Its product is annotated as oocyte zinc finger protein XlCOF6-like. The coding region runs from base 285 to 2345 and encodes 686 amino acids. Gene Ontology annotation, biological process: regulation of cytokine production; negative regulation of transcription by RNA polymerase II; regulation of immune system process. Lineage: Eukaryota; Metazoa; Chordata; Amphibia; Anura; Bombinatoridae. The record is from RefSeq and is a predicted model, not a curated record. The transcript has 11 exons.
GGGGUCCCAAGGUUGAUACUUUUGUUCAAUAAUCCUAGUACCUUAUCUACAGAUAAAUAUUAUAAAGAGGAUACCUCUGCCUCACACACACAGCCUCCUUCCAGAAGUUCCAGUACUUUAUCCUCGAGUAGCAGCUAGAUCCCUUGCAGCAAAAGGACCAGUGAACUCACAGAAGCCACGAUACUGCAGUGACCUCACCUCUUCUGUCAUUUAACCGGACUGGAUCUAGCUACUACCAGGUGUCACAUUUAUAGCAUCAGACUCAGUCACUGACGAUAAACAAGAUGAACAAAUACAGGAAGCAGAUAGCAGAACAGUUCCUGAGUCAGGCCCUGGGCAUCAUCUGCCUGCUGACCGGAGAGGAAUACACCAUUGUGAAGAAGAGGCUCUCCCAAAGCAGCGUUCAACAGCUGAGCGGAGAGGUGCCUAUAAAGUGUGAUGAUGUUGCUGUGUAUUUCUCUAUGGAGGAGUGGGAGUAUAUAGAGGGACACAAGGAGCUUUACAAGGACGUCAUGAUGGAGACUCACCAAGCACUAAGGACUAAGGAGAUCCAUGGAAAUGAGAACUCAGAACUAACAGGUCACAGAGAUGAAAAUCUAUAUACAGGAGCACAUAGCGAACUGGUACAGAAUAUUCAGCCAGUGGAGACCCCAUCAGACGUCUCUGCAGAACUAACAGGUUACAGUGAUGAAAAUCUAGACACAGGAUCACAUGGGGACCUUGUACAGAAUAUUCAGCCAUCAGAUGUCUCUGCAAAUGACAUUAAUACUGACGUAGAUGUCAAAACAGAAGAUCUGAGUGUAAUGUGUCAGCUGGAAGCUCCAAUGCAGGAAUUGUGUGACAGUGACAAUGAAGGUGAAAAAGAUGCUAAGAUUUCAUGUAACACAGAACAAAUAGAAGAUCAGUGGCUAAGAAAUAUAACAGAAGCUGCAGAGCAGGAAAUAUGUGAUAAAAUAAAUUCAGGUGAAAACGAUGCUAAGAUUUCAUGUAACAUGGGACAAACAAAAGAUCAGUGGCUAAGAAAUAUCCAACCAUCAGAGCAGGAAAUUUGUGCCAAUGCAAGUACAGGUGAAUUCACAAACUGCAAUAAUCCUAGUCAUGAUCAGAGUCCAAAUGCUUCUUUACAUCUUCAAAAUCAAAGAAGCCACGUGGGAAAUUUAUGUACUGAAUGUGGGAAAUGUUUUUUUAAGAAAUCACAUCUUCUUAAACAUCUAAAAAUUCAGACAGGAAAAAAGCCAUUUUCCUGUCCUAUAUGUGGGAAAUGUUUUAACUGUAAAAACAUUCUUGUUGCUCAUCAGAAAAAUCAUACAGGUGAAAAACAAUUUUCAUCUUCUGAUUGUUGGAAAUGCUUUACUCGGAAAUCAAAUCUCAUUACACAGAAAAUUCAUACAGGGGAGAAAGCAUUUUCAUGUUCUGACUGUGGGAAAUGUUUUACUCGGAAAUCAAAUCUCAUUGCACAUCAGAAAAUUCAUACAGGGGUGAAAGGAUUUUCAUGUUCUGACUGUGGAAAAUAUUUUACUCUGAAAUCAACUCUUAUUAAGCAUCAAAAAAUUCAUACAGGGCAGAAAGCAUUUUCAUGUUCUGACUGUGGGAAAUGUUUUAUUCUUAAAUCAACUCUUAUUAUGCAUCAGAAAAUUCAUACAGGGGAGAAAGCAUUUUCAUGUUCUGACUGUGGGAGAUGUUUUACUCAGAAAUCAAAUCUCAUUACACAUCAGAAAAUUCAUACUGGGGUGAAAGGAUUUUCAUGUUCUGACUGUGGAAAAUGUUUUACUCGGAAAUCAACUCUUCGUAUGCAUCAACAAAUUCAUACAGGGGAGAAAGCAUUUUCAUGUUCUGACUGUGAGAAAUGUUUUACUUUGAAAUCAGCUCUUAUUAUGCAUCAGAAAAUUCAUACAGGGGAGAAAGCAUUUUCAUGUUCUGACUGUGGGAAAUGUUUUAAUCGGAAAUCAAAUCUCAUUACACAUCAGAAAAUUCAUACAGGUGUGAAAGGAUUUUCAUGUUCUGACUGUGGAAAAUGUUUUACUCAGAAAUCAACGCUUCGUAUGCAUCAACAAAUUCAUACAGGGGAAAAAGCAUUUUCAUGUUCUGACUGUGGGAAAUGUUUUACUGUGAAAUCAGCUCUUAUUAUGCAUCAGAAAAUUCAUACAGGGGAGAAAGCAUUUUCAUGUUCUGACUGUGGGAAAUGUUUUACUCAGAAAUCAACUCUCAUUAUGCAUCAGAAAAUUCAUACAGGGGAAAAAGCAUUUUCAUGUUCUGACUGUGGGAAAUGUUUUACUGUGAAAUCGGCUCUUAUUAGGCAUCAGAAAAUUCAUAUUAAAAGAAAUCAGAGUUUAACCUCCGAAUAAUAUGGUAGUUGUCACCCACACAAUACCAAGUGCUGAUGACUGCAUGUGACCCCCUGGGGCCUGCAGUUUUGGAGCUGUUUGAGAUCUCUUCUGCACCUCAAGCAUUUAUGAGGUGACCCCAGGGAUGAUUUGAUUUAAAAAUUAUGAUUUAAAUCACUAGUCUGUAAGACCGAUUUAGAUCAUGGUUUUCAGAUUAUUUGUUUAUAGUUAUACCAGGCUAUUACUAAAUUGGUUAUAUAUCAUUAGAUAUGCAUAGAUAGAUCAUUGAAAUGAAUUAAAUUAUUUGGAGGUGAAUUAUCUCCAGUUUAAUUGGUUAAUCAUUCACAUUUUAUCAACUUUUCACCUGUACUUUAUUGGAAGUAGGAAAAUUAUUACAUUAAUAACAAUUUAAAUAGUUUUAUUUUACUAAAACUAACAUUUUUCAUUUUUAAUGCUUGCCCCUCCCUCCUCACACUUAGGUCCUUGUGCAGAUCUAUUCCACUACAAACAAUCUUCUAUUAAGUGAACUUCUUGAAACUUAGUAUGGGUUAAUUCUGUGUAUUUAGAUUUGCAGGGGAGUAAUGGCAUUAAAGGAAAGUGAAGUCAAAAUAAGUUUCAUGGUUCAGAAAGAACAUGAAUUUUUAACAAUUUUCCAAUUGACUUCUCUUAUCUAAUUUGCUUUGUUCCUUAGGUAUCCAUUGUUAAAAAGCCUACAUAGGUAGGCUCACUAAAAUGCAAUGCACUACUGUGAGCUAGCUGCUUGUCACGGUCUCACCCAUUGUAUUCAGACAGUCCCCAGUAGAGCAUUGUUCUCCUUCAACAAAGGAUUCCAAAAGAAUGAAGCACAUAUCAUAAUAUAAGUAAAUCUAAAAAUGUUAUGUUCUAUCUAAAACCCAAAAGUUAUAUUUCAUGAUUAUGUCCCUUUUAUGUCUAUUUAUCAACUCUGUAUGUUUAUUUUUUUAGAACAUUUUGCUGUGCAUGUUAUUUCUGCAGACACAAGUUCCCAGGACGAGAACUACAGAAUGAAUCAUGUGAUAUCAUUAAGAUUGAAAAAUUCUCCAAAAUAAUCUGACAGAAACCUUUUGGAGAGCAUGAUAUUGUGAAUAGAUUAAUGGAAUUAAUUAAUAAAAACAUUACAGUAAUGAAUAACAAGCAUCUUGCUAUAUAAUUAAAAACUAAUCUAUAUUUCAGGAUUAAUAACCUUUGGAUUAUAAUGUAACUUUAAUCCAGGGUCCCUAUGUAGGUUUGAAUAGCCAAGGGGGCACCUGGAGCCUCCAUGUUAUUUUUAAUUUCUGCUUAUUUUAGAAAUGUUGCCUAAUACAACUAUAGAUCCACAACAGUUUUGACUAUAGAAUUGAGAAAGAAAAUCUCACUGUUUUGUUUACAACCUUGUUUAUUUAAAUUGUAAUAAAAAGAAAUCCAUCAGAGAGAUGGCAGGAACAUUGGGAGUGGCCAAAUAAUCAGUUUGGUACAUUUUGAGAAGAAAAAAAAAAACUGUCUCUGCAACACAAAAAGGCCUGAUAGUCCAUAACAUUGGUGGAUGAUUGUAGGAUUCUUUCCAUGGUAAGGAAAAACCCCUUCACAACAUUCAGCCAAGUGAAGAAAACUCUCCAGGAGGUAGGCAUAUCAUUAUCCUAAUGUAUCAUAAAGAGAAGACUUCUCAAGAGCAAAUACAGAGGGUUCCGCACAAGUUGCAAACCAUUCAUAUACUUCAAGAAUAGAAUGGCCAGAUUAGAUUAUGCCAAAAAAUAUCUUCAAAGAAUGCUGUUCCAGAACUGGGCUGGCUUUUUUUUGACAGAUGGCACUAAGAUCAUGCUGUACCAGAAUGAUGGGAAGAAAAAAGUAUGGGGAAGACUUGGAACAGCUCGUGAUCUGAAGAAUACCACAUUAUAUGUAAAACACGGUGGAUGCAGUGUGAUGGCAUGGGCAUGCAUGGCUUCCAAUGACAAUGGGUAACUAGGGUUUAUGAUGUGACAGAAGCAGCCACAUGAAUUCUAAAGUGUAUAGGGAUCGUCACUGACACAAAACAUACUGUGAAAGCAGCCCAGGAGUUUUUCAAGGCAAAGAAGUGGAAUAUUAUGUUAUGGCCCAGUCAAUAGAGCAUGCAUUUCACUUGCUGAAGACAGAACUUAAUGCAGAAAAACCUAGGAACAAAACACAACUGAAGACCGCUGUAGUAAAGACCUGGCAAAGCAUCACAAAGGAGGAAACCCAACAUUUGGUCGUUUGGUGAUGUCCAUGCGUUCCAGACUUCAAGCAGUCAUUGCUUGCAAAAGAUUCUCAAUGAAUUAUUAAAAAUCAACAUUUUAUUUAUGAUUUGUUAAUUUGUCCAAUUACAUUUGAGCCCCUAAAAUUUCAGGACUGUGUAUGAAAAUGGUUGCAAUUCCUAAACGUUUCAUACAAUAUUUUUGUUCAACCCCUUGAAUUAAAGAUGAAAGUCUGAACUUCA